UCCCGUAUAAAAGAAACCUAUCAGAUUCCUUGCAGUCCACAAAGCUUGUCUUCAUUAAUACUGCUCCUCAACAUGAAGAAAAUUGUGUUGAAAGUGGAGUUGUAUGAUGAGAAAGUGAAGCAGAAGGCAAUGAAAGUAGUCUCUGGUCUCUCAGGGGUGGAUUCGAUUGCAAUGGAAAUGAAGGAGAAGAGGUUGACAGUAACCGGAGAUAUAGAUCCGUUCACUAUAGUGGCUAAACUGAGGAAACUGUGUCACACGGAGAUAGUAACCGUUGGACCUGCUGUGGCGGAGAAGAAGAAAGAAGAUAAUGCUGCUGGUCCUGGUAAGAAAGAAGACAAUAAGAAACCUGAUGCAAAGAAAGAAGAAUCCUCGGGAGGCGCCAAGAAGAAAGAAGAACCAAAGAAAGAAGAACCAAAAAAGAAAGAAACACCGAAAAAGGAUGAGAAUAGUUCUCAGCAGGCAGCUGCUAUUAUUCCUUACCAUCAAAUGCCUUAUGGCCCUUGCUAUAACUAUCCCCCGGCUCCUCCACCUGUUUACAAUUAUCCGCCACCACAACAACAAUUGUAUUAUAAUCAGCAAGCGUAUACUUACCAACAAUCUCCAGCACCCGCACAAUACUAUUAUCACAGAAGUGCAGAAGAGGAUCCAAACUCUUGCGUUAUCUGCUAGAACAGAUAAUACCAAGUUUUGCAGAUUAGAUGUUUGCACAGCCUGUAACCUGUAGUGCGAGGGUGCUUAAUUAGAUAAUAAUGUGAUUUCUUUCACUGUUGAACCUUGGAAUGAUUCUGGUAUUACAUCACUUUUACAUUGAAACCUCAAAACAAACUAGAAGUUGGACUAGGUAUAAAGUAUAAGAAAUACACUUUAUCUAUUAAUGUCA
This is a messenger RNA of Daucus carota subsp. sativus, 880 nucleotides long. RefSeq names its product heavy metal-associated isoprenylated plant protein 39. Bases 73 to 669 code for a protein of 198 amino acids. The transcript has 3 exons. Lineage: Eukaryota; Viridiplantae; Streptophyta; Magnoliopsida; Apiales; Apiaceae. The record is from RefSeq and is a predicted model, not a curated record. Gene Ontology annotation, molecular function: metal ion binding.